AUGCUAGCCGUUCACCGCCCUUCCUCCGCCUCAGUAUCAAACGGAGACACCGUCCAAAUCCCGAUGAUGAUCGCUUCAUUUCAAAAACGUUUCCCUUCUCUUCAACGCGACACAACCGCAGCUCGUUUCCACACGCACGAGGUUGGUCCUAACCAGUGUUGCUCAGCUGUCAUCCAAGAGAUCUCCGCUCCUAUAUCAACCGUAUGGUCUGUCGUAAGACGCUUUGAUAACCCGCAAGCUUACAAACACUUUCUCAAAAGCUGCAGCGUUAUUGGUGGAGACGGUGGUAACGUUGGUAGUCUACGUCAAGUCCAUGUCGUCUCUGGCUUACCCGCUGCGAGCUCCACCGAGCGUCUUGACAUUCUUGAUGAUGAGCGUCACGUUAUAAGCUUCAGCGUUGUAGGUGGUGACCAUAGGCUAUCUAACUACCGAUCAGUCACGACUCUUCACUCCUCUCCGAUCUCUGGGACCGUUGUUGUUGAGUCUUACGUCGUUGAUGUGCCUCAAGGGAAUACAAAGGAAGAGACAUGCGACUUUGUGGACGUUAUAGUAAGAUGCAAUCUCCAGUCACUUGCUAAAAUAGCUGAAAAUUCUGCUGCCGGCGUGAAGAAGAAGACGUCCAUGUGA
Eruca vesicaria subsp. sativa (arugula) is the source of this 627-nucleotide messenger RNA. Lineage: Eukaryota; Viridiplantae; Streptophyta; Magnoliopsida; Brassicales; Brassicaceae. The record is from the annotation of a GenBank genome assembly.